AUGUCAGAAAUUCGAUGCAACACCGCCGUGCGUUGUUCGGCUUUCGAACGAAACGGACGUCGUCGCACGUUCGGCGAAUACGCCGCAAUUCUGCGUACCGUUUUGGAAAGAUGGAUUUCGGUCCGUGGACAACUUCGGGAGGAAAAACUGAACGAAGAAGCGGAGGAAUUGAUUCUGCCGAGCAACGAGGAUUGGCGACAACGCGUCUACUACAGAUUGGUCGAGCUGCAACGAGAAUGCGACGCGCAGUUCGGGACGAAAAGGGUUGGCGAAACCGAAUCGAGUUUGGAUUACGAGGAGCCGAAGGAGACGGAUAGAGAUGGUAAAUCAAAAGCGGCAGAAAAGUCUUGGGAAUGGGAACCACGAAUCCACGGAUCGUCCUUAUUGGACAUCAAGCGAGGAAGUCGAAGAAACGGGAACGAAUCGAGAAUGUCGAGAACGAGCGUCGUCGGUUCGAUGACGGAAGCUCGCGUGGAGCCAGGAUGGCGCGUGAACGACAUCCUCUUGGCCGCUGAGGUUCUUCGAAGGGAUUCCUCUCCCACGUACUCCGACGAAGCUGAAAUGCGUCGAGUGUUCGGGCUCGUUUAUGACGUGCUUCGGUACAAAAGGAUUUUUGGUCGCGCUUUGGACGAAGUGGGGUUCUGGCUGCGUAACAGCAAGUUGGUGGAUCGACGGAAGAUCGUCUGGUUGUUGCUGUACGACAUGCAAGGGAGAAAGUUCGCGAGUCGCGGCGAGAUCGCCGAUGUCAUGGAACGCGAGAUACUUUUUCAGGCUGCCGGAUUGAUGGACAUCGAGAAGGCUCUAUUGGAGGCGAAAACGCAUCUCGCCGCGAGCAUCUCGCGACUACGUAUCCGUGGCUCGGCUCUCAGUCUCGACGAGCUGUUGCCGUCACGGUUGCGGGUCAUCGAAGGGGUCGCUUGGGGCGAGGAGGCCGAGACUGGAGCAGUCGCUUCCGGAUGGGUGAACGGAAACAAGUUCGCAAACAAACAAGAAUUUCACGAGGAGAUGUCCAAGCUGAAGUUGGUCUUCUGCGAGGACGAGGACGGGGCCACGGAUCUGGUCGACGAGACCGGUUACGCGUUCGAUUCGAUUUGCCCGAAGAUCGUGAAUCUGCACGAGGAAGCGCGCGAAACAUUGGCUCUUUCUGCUUUGGUGCGGGAUCAUCGGUUUGUGUUUUUGGAUAGAUCGCUGUGUCUGGGCGCGGCCGCAUUGGUCCGAGCGAUUCGAGUCGGUCGUUUCUGCGGUCCAGUGGUGCUGACGCACGCUCUAGCGCCUCGCCACACUGGCUAUUUAGCGGAACUGCUAAAGGAUUGCGAAGACGCCGGGAGACUGUUGGCAUUUGGAGCUGGUGAACGCCGUCUGGAGUACGAAACGUAUUCGCUUUCCCUGUCUGUCUCUAAAAGAUUUUGACCGAUUAGGUAUGUAGCGCAUCCAGUCACGGCCGAAUCGGAGAGGGCCACUGUAGUUCUGGCGAUCCCGCCGUGCAGUUACACAGGCGUACGAGACAUCGUCGACCUGGCCGUGGCACGUGGCGGAGACAUGGAUCUCCUCGAAUGGCUGACAGACGCUUGCGUCGUAGAUGGCGAUCACGAGGAUCGGGUGAUCGAGCGUACGCGAACAUUAUUGGUCGAUCAGAUGUCCACUCUGAAGUACGCGUUAACCAGACCGAACGUUCAGUUUGUUAUAUACGAAGCACACACGGUUCUACCAUCGGAGACGACGGAAAUGAUACAACGGGUGGUCGAUUACGCGAAUCGAAUGGCCGUAGCGAGGCACGUUCGCGAUCAUCCAUCGAAGAAAAAGCUGGCGAAAGAAGAAGGGGAGCUCCGCGAGUCGGACGAGACUAGAGCAGACGAUCGGACCUCGAUGAUCUCGUUUCUCUCGAUACCGAAGGUUCCAGAUAGCGACCUGUUCGAGGUGGGCACCAUCAAUGAGCUUUACGGGGAGGACGUCAACUGCGCCGUCGACCCGGGAUGCUUUCUCGCGGUGAUCAGACGAAAGGAGAUGAUGCAAUUCGACUCAUUGUUUAUGAUCAAAGUGGCCGAAUCGAGGGGAUUGUUCGGCAAUCCAAAUGACCGCCGUGAACGAAAACGUGAACCGCUGCCGUUGGAUCGUGCGUCCGGACCACCAUUGCCGACCAAUCCCCGCAAACGAACGAAACGAUUCGAGAAGAUCGAAAUGGAACGGAUAAUGGCGCACACGCACUCUUCACUGACUAGAACCAUGAACGAGAAUCCAGUCUGCCCGCGGCAUCGAGCCUUUGAGGAGAAGAACCAGUCCCGGACGGUACUGAGGUCGCCGAUUCUGGCCAGAGCGCUACAACCGAUUCCGUUGGAGAGCGACGUCGAGGAUCGCGACGACACGAGUGGUCUGGAAAGUCACUAA
Molecule: messenger RNA, 2385 nt
Organism: Dufourea novaeangliae
Lineage: Eukaryota; Metazoa; Arthropoda; Insecta; Hymenoptera; Halictidae
Source: RefSeq, a predicted model, not a curated record